Messenger RNA from Knipowitschia caucasica, 642 nucleotides. NCBI's taxonomy places the organism in Eukaryota, Metazoa, Chordata, Actinopteri, Gobiiformes, Gobiidae. The record is from the annotation of a GenBank genome assembly.
AUGGCAGCUCCUCGGCCGAUAAAAGGUAUCCUAAAAAACAAAAACAGCGGGACUCACGCUCAGACGCUGUCCACUGAAGGUCCAGGAGACGUACCGGAACAAGUAGCCGGAUUCACAGAGGAUGAUCAGCAAAAAAAAUCCACAAAAUGGGAUGAGAUGAACAUACUUGCCACAUACCAUCCAGCAGAUAAAGACUACGGCCUGAUGAAGAUUGAUGAACCAAGUACUCCCUAUAACAGAAUGGUUGGUGACGAUGAUGACGGAGUUCUGAGUGAUUCAGACGGCCAAGCUCUCACUGCGGAUGACCUGGCCUCAAAACUAAUUGCGGCUGAAGGAUCUGAGCCCAGAUUUAUGAAGGAUGAAGAGGAAGAGGAGGAGAGCAGUGAAGAAGAGGAAGAAGAAAUGUCCCCCGAGGAACACGCAAAAAAGAAACAAUUUCAGAUGAUGAGGAAGAUGCAUUACAAUGAGGGACUCAACAUCAGACUUGCCCGUCAGCUCAUCGCCAGUGAACUUGAGGGUGAUGAAGAGGAUGACGAUGAUGAGGAGAUGAGAGAUGACACAGAGGAGACUCCAGAGCAGGCAGAGGAAACGGAGGAGAUCAGCGUCGACCCUCCUCAGGAAGCUGAAUCACUGGACUUGUAG